GGGAACCCCGUGCAGGGCAGACGGAGGGUGGUGAUCGGGGCUAUCGCGAGCACGAAUAAUCCUGGCCGUCGCCUCAGCAGAAUAAAGUUUUAUUUUUCAUGGCAAAACGAAGGCUGGAGCUGGGAGAAAGUGGCCACCAGUAUCUUGCUGAAGGACUAAAGACUCCAAAGGGGAAAGGAAGAGCUGCAACAAGAAGUCCAGACAGUCCAAAAACCCCAAAAUCUCCUUCAGAAAAGACUCGGUAUGAUACAUCACUUGGCCUUCUUACAAAGAAGUUCAUUCAGUUGCUGAGCCAAUCUCCUGAUGGGGUCUUAGAUUUGAACAGAGCGGCUGAGGUCCUCAAGGUGCAAAAAAGGAGGAUUUACGAUAUCACCAAUGUACUGGAAGGCAUCCAUCUCAUUAAGAAAAAAUCCAAAAACAACAUUCAGUGGAUGGGCUGCAGCCUGUCGGAGGACGGUGGCAUGUUGGCACAGCGUCAAGGCCUCACGAAGGAGGUGACCGAACUGACUCAGGAAGAGAAGAAACUGGAUGAGCUAAUCCAAAGCUGCACCCUGGACCUCAAGCUGCUAACAGAGGACUCGGAGAAUCAGAGAUUAGCUUAUGUCACGUAUCAAGAUAUCCGAAAAAUUAGUGGCCUUAAAGACCAAACUGUUAUAGUUGUGAAAGCUCCUCCAGAAACAAGACUUGAAGUGCCUGACCCGGUGGAGCAGAGUGCAUUGAUACAUUUAUCUAGUACUCAAGGACCCAUUGAAGUUUAUCUGUGCCCAGAGGAAAACGAUGCCCUCAGUCCAAUGAAAACCUAUAGUCAGGACCACAACGGGAAUAUUUCCAAAACCUUUUCCAAAGAAGUGGCUUCUGCUAACUCAGGACAAGGCGACUGCUCAGUAAAUAUGGCAACAAUCUCUCCACUGGCUUCUCCAGCCAACCUUCUCCAGCAGACAGAGGACCAAAUUCCCUCAAACUUUGAAGGACCGUUUGUGAAUUUGCUGCCUCCUCUGCUUCAGGAAGAUUAUUUGCUGAGCCUUGGGGAUGAAGAAGGCAUCAGUGACCUCUUUGAUGCUUACGAUUUAGAGAAGCUUCCUUCGUUGGUGGAUGAAUUUAUAUACAGCUGAUUCUCUUAAACGCUGUCCGUACCUAAAGCGUGGUUUUAAUGGAAUCAAAAAACCUGCCGUCAUUCAGAGUUGUCCCCUACUUACUAUAAAAUAGCAUUAUUAAAUAAACUAGGCUCUCGAACAGCGCUGAUAUUUUAAUUAAAUACUCCCUAAAAUAACCAUAAACGACAAAGGGAAGGUUCUUCCAGCAAAGGCCUUCUCCUUGACCCUGAGCUCCGGCGCCUUGUGAGUUCGGCAAGUGCAAGCAGGUGACCCUAAAUGUUUUGUCUUCACACUCCCCCCCAGUCUCUGCUUACGGUGACCAGUGGGCUUAACGGAGAAGGGCUGGAGGAACUGGUUUAGUCCUAAGUAACAAUUUUAUAAUAGUAUUUCAGGCCGUGCCUUCUGCAGAGAACGCAUGUCUUUUGGGUGUCGCAACACGGAUCCUACCCGCAGUGACCGUAAAUAUGAAGUAAUGCAAGAGAGUGAAAUGGGAUUCUUCAGCUACUUUGUAGGAAUGUUUAAAUUGCUGUCAUAACGCUCAUUUUGAGCUGUGUAUAUGUCUCAUUAUGAGGUCAAAUACUUAUGUCCUUAAAAGCUUUUAAUAGAAAAAAAAAAAUACACUGUAAAUGUAGUGUAUAUUGCAAAUAUUGAAAAGUAUGAAGUUCUGCCACUUCUCAUAGUAAUCGCAGAUUUUUAAAAAUGCUUGUGUGCGCGCGUGUGUGUGUGAAAGUAGGUUUUGUUGGUUGUUUUUUUAAACUAGAACGAAGAUGCACAGUUCAAUUUCACUGCCCCCGAUGUGCAUUAGAACUGGUACAUAAAUUUUUGUGGUACUAAGUGGGGCUUUGUGUUAAGUGCCUACUAGAGAUGCACUGUGGGUUUUUCCCUCUAUGGAAAACACUUCUGCCAAGCUUUGUUUGUUGGAUAUAUCAUAUUUAUCUCAGUGGGUUAGCUUCCUCUGCUUACAGCUUUUUAUAAUUCUCUUCGCCAGCAAAAUGGAACUAAUUUUUUUUUUCCAAAGUACAUAACUGUAAGUACCACAUCAAAUGAAUUGCAUUUAUUUUUUGAAGAUCUUUGGUAGUAUAGUAUAGUACCAAUAUUUAUUUUUUGAACGUGAGAGGAAUUCUAAGAAGUCUUAAAUAAUUUUUCUUUUUUUUUUUUUUUU
This is a messenger RNA of Calidris pugnax (ruff), 2256 nucleotides long. RefSeq names its product E2F transcription factor 3 (gene E2F3). The record is from RefSeq and is a predicted model, not a curated record. Gene Ontology annotation, cellular component: RNA polymerase II transcription regulator complex. Gene Ontology annotation, molecular function: RNA polymerase II cis-regulatory region sequence-specific DNA binding; DNA-binding transcription factor activity, RNA polymerase II-specific; protein dimerization activity. Gene Ontology annotation, biological process: regulation of transcription by RNA polymerase II. The coding region runs from base 99 to 1112 and encodes 337 amino acids. The transcript is spliced from 7 exons. NCBI's taxonomy places the organism in Eukaryota, Metazoa, Chordata, Aves, Charadriiformes, Scolopacidae.